Messenger RNA from Penicillium paradoxum, 1947 nucleotides. RefSeq names its product terpene cyclase/mutase family protein. Gene Ontology annotation, molecular function: intramolecular transferase activity. Lineage: Eukaryota; Fungi; Ascomycota; Eurotiomycetes; Eurotiales; Aspergillaceae. Bases 1 to 1947 code for a protein of 648 amino acids. Gene Ontology annotation, cellular component: lipid droplet. The record is from RefSeq and is a predicted model, not a curated record. The transcript has a single exon. Gene Ontology annotation, biological process: triterpenoid biosynthetic process.
AUGCUCUUGGCUUGGUACAGCCAGAUGGCCAUUGGUACGGCGAAAUCAGGUGCAAUAUCACCCCCCACGGCGGAAUAUGUUUUCCUUCGACAGGCACUGGGACUAGAUCUCACAGCUGAUGCCGCAGCUUACUGCCGUCAUCUUCUCUCUCAACAAAACAACGAUGGGUCUUGGGGUCUAGCGCCUGGGUACCCAGGUGAUGUAUCGACCUCGACCGAAGCCUAUCUUACAUUGAAGAUCUUGGGAACGAGUCCGCACAUCCCAGCCAUGAAGAGGGCCCGACAAUCUGUGCUCAAAGCAGGCGGAAUUGCCCGGGUGCGUGUUUUCACACGCAUUUUCUUGGCCACCUUUGGUCUCUUCCCAUGGGAUGCAGUACCGCAACUUCCUGUGGAGCUUAUGCUGCUACCAUCCAUAUGUCCAAUCAACAUCUACAAUUUUGCAUCUUGGGCUCGCAGCACUAUUGCUCCAUUGUUAAUCAUCUGCCAUCACCAACAAGUGUAUCCGCUGCCAAAUGGGAGGUCGCCUGAAAACAACUAUUUGGACGAGCUUUGGCUGAAUGCCACGAACAAAUGUGUACCCUAUGGUUCGUCUCUCUGGGAUAUGAUGUCUCAGAAAGAGAUCACAGGGCUGGCAUUUGGAAUUUUGGACAAAAUACUCUAUCAGCUCAAUGGACUGCGUUCCUUCCCUCUGAUCCGGCCGUACGCCCGAAGACAAUGUAUGAAAUGGAUCCUGGAACACCAGGAAAAUACCGGUGACUGGGGCGGAAUCUUCCCUUCCAUGCAUGGCGGCAUAUUUGCAUUAUUGCUGGAAGGCUACAACCUAGACGAUGACCCAGUCCGCCUUGGAAUCCAGGCAUUGGAGAGAUUUAUCUGGGAAGACGAAAAUGGAAGGAGAAUGCAACCCAGUGUCUCGCCUGUCUGGGACACAGCCCUGAUGACUAUUGGCCUUUGCGAUGCCAUGUCACCGAACAAACAGACCAUGGACGAUGCUUUGACAUGGAUCCGAGCACGUCAGCUGCUUGAGCCUCGCGGAGAUUGGCGCAUAUACCGACCACACCUGGCCCCUGGCGGCUUCAGCUUCGAAUAUGAGAACAGUUGGUAUCCCGAUGUGGAUGAUACAGCGGCAAUCAUCCUCGCCCAGGUGAAGCACGAUGUUCGAUCCAUUGGUUCCGAUUCUGUGAUUUCAGCAGCUACCUGGAUUCUCGGCAUGCAGAAUGCCGAUGGAGGGUGGGCUGCCUUCGAUGUAGAGAACGAUAAGAUGUUCCUCAACAAAAUCCCCUUCAGCGACAUGGGUAGCCUGUGUGAUGCAUCCUGCGCUGACAUCACUGGGCGGAUACUCGAAGCCUUCGGGCUGAUGAUGUGGGGCUCUUCUGAAAAAACUAGUGCCGACAAACUAUUGCCUGCACUGGAUGCAGCGUGCGCGCGCGGCUUGCAUUACCUUGCUUCUACACAGGACCCCAAUGGGUCGUGGUACGGAAGAUGGGGAUGCAAUUACAUCUACGGCACGAGUAAUGCGCUGUGUGGUCUUGCCUAUUUCGUCCAGCAAAGCCAGGUUCAGGCGAUGGUCAAGCCGGCUCUGCAAUGGUUGAAGUCAAGACAAAAUGAGGAUGGCGGUUGGGGCGAGCCUUUCCAAUCGUAUCAAUCGCCUGAGCAAUACCAGCAUGCGUCCACGCCAUCACAGACUGCAUGGGCACUAAUGGGGCUACUCGCCCAUCUCCCAGUCACAGAUGACGCUAUUGCGUGUGGAAUCCGGUACCUGGUAUCAUCUCAAAGACCAGCGAAAGAAAUUGGGUCAUCAUGGCCAUCGGCGUGGACUGGAACUGGGUUUCCAAACCACUUCUAUUUGGACUAUGACUACUAUCGUCACUAUUUCCCUAUGAUGGCCCUUGGGCGGUAUUUGCAAGGCACUCGUCACAGCCGAAGGGAUUUGAAGUCCGGCGUUUCCUGA